Messenger RNA from Nannochloropsis gaditana CCMP526, 342 nucleotides. RefSeq lists its product as uncharacterized. The transcript has a single exon. Gene Ontology annotation, cellular component: P-body. The record is from RefSeq and is a predicted model, not a curated record. Gene Ontology annotation, molecular function: mRNA binding. Gene Ontology annotation, biological process: P-body assembly; cytoplasmic stress granule assembly. The annotation marks the transcript as partial.
AUGGGAACUCCAGGCAAGCUUAUUGGCUCCGUUAUCAGCCUUGUUUCGAACAAGGAUAUUCGGUACGAAGGUGUCCUGUACGCAAUUGACCAAGAAAAAUCCAGCGUGACGCUUCAGUCCGUGAAGUGCUUCGGAACUGAAGGCCGCACGGGCGCAGGACAAGAAUACCUCCCCGACGAUAAAGUGUACGAUUACAUCCUGUUCGAGGCUUCGGAUAUCAAAGAUUUGCACGUGCAUGAAGCAGCCUCCGCUCCGGCCCCUGCCCCAAGUCCCGCCAAGGACGUGCCGUCAUCGACUCCGGCGCCGACACAGCAACCGUCGCAGCAGCAACAACCCUUGACA